This is a messenger RNA of Lindgomyces ingoldianus, 243 nucleotides long. RefSeq lists its product as uncharacterized. The coding region runs from base 1 to 243 and encodes 80 amino acids. The record is from RefSeq and is a predicted model, not a curated record. The transcript is spliced from 2 exons. NCBI's taxonomy places the organism in Eukaryota, Fungi, Ascomycota, Dothideomycetes, Pleosporales, Lindgomycetaceae.
AUGGUCGACGACCUCUGGUAUGAGGAAGUUAUUGAACUUACAGUCCGGAAAAAUUCCAACAUUACUCCUCUGCUUAUGUUGCUAGUCGUCUAUCUCACCAUUAACUUGAAUUUCUAUGUGGGUUCGGUCGAAAAUAUCCCGAGGAGGUAUCGUCCACAGGUGCUCUGGCGGCGACACUUGGACUCCCAGGCCUACGAAACGCAGAGCGGAAUCGUACCAGGGAAGCAAUUUGCGGAAAAAUGA